AACGUGUACGCCAAGUGUGCGUGCUCUGUGUAUAUGUUUGUGUGUGUGUAUGUUCGUCCGACCGUCGCGUUUCCAUAGGUAACAACACGCCAGCAGUCGUCGUGCGCGCUGCCGUCGUUUCGGUUUUUUUUAUUUUGUUAUUAUUUUUUUGAAAACCGUCGUGUGUGUGUGUGUGUGUAUGUUUGUUUUGUGUAUUAUUAUUUGAUAUAAACUCUGUUAUCACUCCGGCGACGACAGAGAGAGGCGGCUUUCAGUCAUCGUUCCGACGUCGUUAUCAGCGGCAACGGAUCACAUACGACCGAUCCACGAAUGUAUGUAGGCCGUCGUAUUCACGUAUCCGUUUAUAUAUUUUUGCGACAAUUUGACCGGAUACCGGUGUUGGUAGUGCGAGACAUGGAAAAGUACACAGUAUAGACAAAAUAAAUUACACAAACAUGAUCAAGUGAGUCCGAACCGGCCGCAGCGGACAGAGAAGUCCAUGUCGUACUACAAGGACCGUUUGGGGUUCGACCCACACGAGCCCAGCACCAACGGGGACGCGUUGAAGUCGAAACGCGGUUACGAGGAGAACCUGUGCAAAUUCAAAGACGAAAGAGACGCCAUACAAAAGAAAACGUUUACGAAAUGGGUGAACAAACAUUUGAAAAAGCAUUGGAAGUAUUGGAAGACACACACAUGCUCGCCACAGGCGUGCUCUAACUCUUGUCGCUCGUGUGCCAACCGACACGUCGGCGAUUUGUUCAUCGACUUGCAGGACGGUCUCAACCUGAUUUCGCUGUUGGAAGUGCUUUCCGGCGAUCAGUUGCCGAGAGAACGAGGCAAACUCAGGUUUCACAUGCUGCAGAAUGUUCAGAUGGCGCUCGAAUAUCUCCGUUUCAAAAAGAUUAAACUGGUCAACAUCCGGGCCGAAGACAUCGUGGACGGCAACCCGAAACUCACGCUAGGCCUCAUAUGGACCAUUAUCCUUCAUUUCCAGAUAUCUGACAUAGUCGUAGGCGAAGAACCCAACGUAUCGGCCAGGGACGCUCUGUUGAAAUGGGCCCGCAAGUCCACGUCCAAGUACCCAGGAGUGCGCGUGUCGGACUUCACGUCGUCUUGGCGCGAUGGCAUGGCCUUCAACGCUAUUAUACAUAGGAACAGACCGGAUCUAGUAGACUGGCGCACGGUGAAGAGCAAGACGGUUCGCGAACGAUUGGAGUCGGCAUUUUACACGGCCGAACGCGAAUACGGUGUCACCAGAUUGUUGGAUCCCGAAGAUGUGGACACCCACGAGAUUGACGAGAAAUCCAUUAUCACAUACAUAUCUUCGCUACAUGAAGUUUUCCCUGAACCUCCACGCCUACACCCUCUGUACGAUUCGGACUCCCAGCAACGCACAACGGAAUAUCGUGAAAUCGCCACUUCGUUGAACCGUUGGAUGCGCGAAAAGUUGUCGCAGAUGUCCGACCGUAACUUCCCGUCCACUCUGAUCGAAAUGAAAAAGUUGGCUUCCGAAUCCACUAGAUUCCGCAACGAAGAGCUGCCGCCGCGGCACCGUGACAAACAGCACCUCGUGCACCUGUACAAGGAACUGCAGAAAUAUUUCGAGGCCGUCGGCGAGGUGGACAUCGAACCGGAACUGCAAGCGGACGCCAUCGACCGCACGUGGAACCGUUUGAUGAUGACCUACCAGGACCGGGACUCGGCCAUCCAGGAGGAGAUCAAGCGGCUGGAACGCCUGCAACGGUUGGCCGAGAAGGUGCACCGCGAGACCAAGCGCACCGACCUUAAGCUGGACGAGCUGGAGACCCGCAUCGUAGAGGAAGGCCGCCGCGCCGACAGGCUACAUCCGUUGGACGCCAAGCACAAUGCCGAUCAGCUGGAGACCGAGCUGCGGCUGUCGGAAGACACCAUUCAGUCGCUUUUUGUGGACGUGCAGGCGCUGAGGGAAGGCCGUUACGUGCAAGCGCCCGAGCUACAGAAAAGAGUUGAAAAAUUGCAUCAGAAAUGGGUGAACCUACGUUCUUUGCUGCACUCGAAAGUGCUCACGCCGUUGGCCACUCUAUCUUUCCCGAUCGUCGAAGAACGCACAGUUACCAAACAAACCAGGACCAUUCUGGAAACCCGUCUGGUCGACACCAACACGCAUUUCCGGUCGUUGCAGGACUGCAUCGAUUGGUGCAACAACAAAUUGAAACAAUUGCAAGAGGCCGAAUACGGUUCGGAUUUGCCGGGCGUCAAGGCUCUGCUGGACCAACACCACCGCGAACACAAAACCAUCGAUCAAUUCCACACCAAAGUCGAACACUGCAUAAACGCCAAGGCCAAUUUCCACGGCGACGAACUGGCGCUGUACUCGCAGCACUUGAACACACUGCAGAAGGUCUACUCCGACUUGGUCACGUUCUCCAACAAGCGGCUGUCCGAUUUGGAAACGCUGCAAGAUUUCCUGCAGUCGGCCACCAACCAGCUGAAAUGGCUCAACGAAAAAGAAGAAAUCGAACUCAACCGAGACUGGAGCGACAAAGACCUGAACGUACCGUCCAUUAGACAGUACUACGAGUCUUUGAUGUCCGAGCUGGAGAAAAGAGAAAUCCAAUUGAGUUCCGUCCAAGACCGCGGGGAAGCGUUGAUCUUACAGGGUCAUCCGGCUUCCAAAUGUAUCGAAGCGUACAUCACAGCUCUGCAGACACAAUGGACAUGGUUGCUCCAGUUGACUCUCUGCUUGGAGACCCAUCUGAAGCACGCCGCUUACUAUCAUCAGUUCUACGCCGACAUCAAGGAUGCCGAAAAUUGGUUGAGCAAACGGGACGAUUUGUUGAACACCGUCUACAGCCAGUCCGAGUUCACUCUGGACGAGGGCGAACGUUUGCUCAAAGGCAUGCAGGACCUUCGUGACGAACUCAACAACUUCAGCGAAGCUAUCGGCACACUCGAGGAACGUUCGAGACAAGUGGUGCCGCUCAAACAACGCAGACUACCAGUUACCAGACCUCUUCCAGUCAACGCCAUUUGCAAUUACAAACAGAGCGGGAUCAACGUCGAAAAGGGAUCUCAAUGGCUGCUUCACGACAACUCCGGUCGUGUCAAGUGGAGAGUGUCCAGAGGAAUGAACCUAACCGACGAUUCCAAUGUUCCAGGAGUAGUGUUUUUGAUACCGCCACCAGACCAGGAAGCAUUGGAUGCAGUCGAACGUUUGCGCAGGGCCUAUGACCGUACCACCGCUCUUUGGCAACGCAAACAAUUGCGCAUGCGUCAAAAUAUGAUAUUUGCAACUAUUAAAGUGGUUAAGUCGUGGGAUUUGGCUCAAUUUUUGGCUAUGGGAGCCGAUCAGCGUAACGCCAUUCGCAAAGCUCUCAACGAGGACGCCAACAAACUGUUGCGCGAAGGCGACCCGGCUGAUCCUCAACUCAGGAGACUCAAAAGAGAGAUGGACGAGGUGAAUAGACUGUUUGAUGAGUUUGAACGACUUUCGAAAGCCGAAGAAGAUGCCAAGAACCUUUCGAGAGUGUUUAACGAACAAGCGAAAACCAUACAGAUAUCGUUGGACGAGUAUGAACACACUUUAAACACCAGAUUGAGCGCGCCCAUACCUCGCGACAUAGACACAUUGGAACAUCUUGUGAUUCAACACAAAGAUUUUGAAACAUCGUUGAAGAGCAUGGGUCCCGAAGUGGAAGCCAUGCAAGCAACGUUCAAGAAAAUACCGAACAAGACUCAAGCUCAACAGACCAAACACGAUAAGAUUGUGAACCAAUGGAAUCAAUUAUGGAAUUUGUCUCAAUUGUACGUCGAGCGAUUAAAGUGUGCCGAAAUUACAUUGACCGGAAUGGAAGAGGCCAAUAACAUUAUAUCCGACUUUGAGAUCAAAUUGGCGUCUUAUGGUGAAAUGCCGUCUGAACUGCCUGCCUUGAAAUUGGUCCAUCAAGAUCUGAUAGCUUUGCAAAAGAGUGUUGUCCACCAUCAGCCGGCCAUUGACCAAUUGGUCGAGGACAAGAACAGCACCAGGCGUCUGACGGAAAAAUCCAGACACCACUUGCCACGCCCAGCUCAUCACGAUCUCGAUAGACUGGACAGCGACGUAAAUCGUAUAAUAAAUCGAUGGAACAACGUGUGCAGUCAACUAGUAGACAGGUUAAAGAGCUGUGAAGCCGCCUAUGAUCUAUUAAGCAAAUACAAAAACGCUUACCAGAGCGAAGUCCAAGUGGUCGACGAUACUUUCCAGAAAAUGCAAGCGAGGGAUCUCAACGCAUCCACAAGGGCUUUGUAUAACAAGGUGCAGGAACAUACUAAAGCGAUUGAAAACGUCAAUGUGGACGGGGGCAGAUUUAUUCGAGAAGCUAAGAUCUACGACCUGCGGCUGCAGCACUAUUGCGCUUGGCUAGUGGAGGAGGUCCACCCCAGCCUAGACGCCAGCAGCUAUCAAAAAGGACAGACCAUGGAUCCCAGCGCCGGUGAGUUGGCCGUGUCCCAUGAACUGGACGUGCUCAACCACAGGUUCCAAGCAUUGCUGAACACGCUGAUCGACCAGCUGAAGAACUUGGCGUCAAUGAACCCGGACGACCGAGAACUACAGGAGUAUGUCGGCAGUCUGGAGGCGAGGCCGCCGCUGCGCACGUUCAGAACCGAGUUCAACAUAUACGAUACGGUUCCCGAGGUGUCCACCAACGGCGUGAACGGCGAUCAGAUUACGGCGGUAAAAGCUAACGGCGGAAUAUUGCAAGCUACCAUGGGCGGCCAUCAUUCGUCUCCGACCUCGACCAAUGCUGCUGAUUUUUCGGACGCACGGCCGGUCCGCCGGCGCACGGCCGACGGAGGAGCUGCUGACGACGACAUCAUUAACACGGCCGGCAUUGUGCACCCAAAGACCGGCGAGGUUUUGACCGUGGGCGAGGCGAUCCGGCAAAGGGUGCUGGACGUGCGCACCGGUCGUAUCGCCACUCAGCCGGACUCCAAGUCCGGUUGGUUGGACAUCGAACAAGCCGUGGACAGAGGCCUGGUGCACAAGGUUUUGGCUGACAAACUGUUGGGGCCUUGCGCGAUCGGCGGCACGUGCAUAACUUUGCUGGAAGCCAUACAAAAGGAGCUGUUGGACGCCGAACGCGGUCCGAUGGAGAGGAUAAAGGUAAACAACGAGCAGCAGACGCUCGAUUCGAGCGAGGUUAGGGGUGAAGUGUUUCAAGUGUUGAACAAGCGGGUGACGGUAAACGAGAAAGAGAUGUCAGUGUUGGACGCGGCUCACCGAGGCCGUUUGGACGACGUGCACUUGGCUGAUGACGAGUUACGGUUACUGUCGAAAUUAAACGGCCUCGAGCCCAAGGGCUCCAUCAAAGCGGUGUUGACUAAAACUUUGGACUCGCUCAGACUUAAAGACGACUCCAGGAUAGACGUACCGCCCGAGGGAUGGAGCCUGUUUGAAGCGGUUGACCACAACCUGUUGGAUCCCGUGUCCGGAGUGUUCAUCAUACCUGGCACCGACCGGCUGGUGUCAUUCAAGGAGUGCGUGGAUAUGCGCAUUAUUAACCCGGACUCGGCGUUGGUGGUCGACCCUGUCAAACCAAGAACGUUGACUUUGAAACAAGCGCUAAAAAAAAACAUUUUGGACUCGUCGGGUCGUUACCAAGGGUCCACCAUGCAAGAGGCAAUCGAAGCAGGCUUCGUGUGCGACCCUUCAGCCGUACCAGUGUUUGUUGAACUGGUAGACGACACCCAAAACGGAAAGCGCAAAGUCGAACGGUCCAACAGUGUUAAGUAUCAACCGUUUGAUAUACAAGAAGCGAUAACGGAAGAAGAACCGGAUGACUUUGAUCUGUAUGACACCGAUAAAACCUCAACUAUAGCUACUAUUGUGUCUCUACUCGAGUAUGGUACGGCGGGAACAACACUGCAAGCAAUGGCUGAAAAGUACAAAUUGUGUGAUGACACGCUUACCGAAUAUCUGAAUUGGAUAGGAGAGAUCGAGGACAGAAUCGCCAAUCAAGAUAUCGCUCAAGAAGAUUUAGAUCAAUUGCGCAAUCAAAUUAAUGUAUUAAAGUUGAUCAAAGAAGAAAUCGAUUCGCAACUGCGUCCCAUCACUACCUGUUUGGACCAAGUGCGUCACAUAAUUGCCACCGGCAGCGAAUUCUUGUCCCGAGAAGAAGUCAACAACGUGGAAAAGAAAGGCAAAUCGUUGAAGUCACGUUACGACCACGCCAACGACCGUACCGACAAACUUUUGCGGCGUCUGGUAUCGGCCAAAGAUGAACUUUCCAAGUUCAAAUCCGAACUCACCACAUUCACCACGUGGAUGGACCGCGCGCAACGCACAUUGGAGGAAAAAGAACGCGCUCUGGCCAACAUCAACCGGUUGUCCGACACUUCUUCCAUCGAGUCCACCAAAGAAUUCGUAUCCGACGUUAUCGCUCAUCAAGCCGACCUGCGUUUCAUCACCAUGGCGGCUCAGAAGUUCACCGACGAGUCCAAGGAAUACUUGACUUGCUUGAACGAGUUCAGAACCGGGCUGCCGUCUCGCCUGCCGCACAUCGAACCUGUGUCGUCGCAAGACAGCGUGGUCAAGAACACUGUCACAAGAGUCACUAACAACUACAAGGACCUGUUGUCCCGUGCCAACGCUUUGUCGGACAAACUGAGCGGUCUCAGUUCCAAACAAAGAGAAUACAAGGACGCGCUAGCCACGGCCAAAGCUUGGCUCAGAGACGUCGAGCCUAGAGCGGUGAAAAUAUUGAACGAGCCGAUCGGAGCCGAUCCAAGUGCUCUGGAAGAUCAACUCAGUCGCACAAGAACGUUGAACAACGAAUUUCUAGGUCAAGCGAGACUCAUCGAAAACGUCAAACAAGCCGCCGACGCGUUGAUCAGGUCGCUGGAGGGACAGAGCGGAGUUAAAGAAAUCGAAGCCAUAAAAGGACCGGUCAAAGACUUGGAAGACAAGUACAGGUCUCUUUGCAACGGACUGGCAGACCGUCUGUCACAGUUGGAUACCGCUCUAGUGCAAUCGCACGGUGUGCAAGACGCGUUGGAUUCGUUGCUUCAGUGGCUGAACGACGCCGAAAACUCACUAAAAAACAUUACAAGACCCGUUAGUCUGCACCCAGAACGUUUGUCCGAACAGAUUCGUGAGUAUAGAUUAUUACAGUCGGACAUUGACACUCAUAGAGCAAGCGUUGACAGCGUUGCGCAUUCCACACAAGAGUUGAUGAUUAACUCGAGCAAUCCUAGAUUGGCCAAGAAAAUCGAAAUCAAACUCAAAGACGUGACCACCAGAUUCGAGAAGCUUUUGGACAGAACAGCCAAACGCGGAGAGUUGUUGAACGAAAUUAAUCAGACUUUGUCGUCAUUCAACAGUCAAGCGGCAAUGCUAGAACAGUGGUUGGCCAACGCCCUUGAGAAUUUCCACGACUUGCCGGAAAACAAAUUGGACGACUUGAUUGUGCAGAGAGACUCCCAACGUCAGACUCUAGACCAAACCAUUAGAGACGGCAAAGCUCUGAUCAACAACAAGGACGUGACUGAUACUCCACCGGUCCGAGAUCGAGUCAAGGGUUUGGAAAACCAAUGGAAAAAUUUGAACCAGCUCUUGGAAGAGAAACACAGGGCGUCUAAAGCCAAGGCUGAACAACUCCAGGCGUACGAAAAGCUCAGAGAUCAAGUCCUUGUGUGGCUGAACAACACUGAAAAACGAGUCAACCAAUUAGAGAGCGUAGCUGUUGACAUGAACAUUAUCAAAAAUCAAAUCGAAGAACUCAAGCCAAUCGCCAAAGACCAUCGCGACUACAGCAACACCAUCGACAAGCUUAAUGACAUAGGAGCUACUUUCUACGACACAACGUCCUAUUCUAACUCGUUGCGAAGGCGUAGUUCUGCGUCUCCUACCAAACGGUUCUCUUUGGAUUCACUGAGAAAGACCUCUAGAGAUUCACCGAGAAGUAGUUUCUCCUACAACAGAAUUGAAGAAGGACUAGACGACAGUCCCGUACAACAGGAGCUGAACGAAAUCAACAAUCGUUACAACUUGUUGGGCGUGAAGAUAUCAGACAGACAAAACGAACUCGACACCAUCAAAGACGAAGUGAGGAAAAUGGUUGAAAACAUAAAAAUAUUGAAUCAGUUUUUGGACAAAACACAAAAAGCGCUGCCCAAGGAAAGCAUACCGCUGUCCAAAGAAGAAUCUGACAAAGCCGUACGACAAGUCAAGGCCGUGUUAGAAGAAAUGUACGAGAAACAAUCGUUGUUGGACAGCACUAAGUCCGGCGUCAAUGACUUGCUCAGGAAGAAACCUACUUCUCUGGGAGCUGAUAAGCUUCACGACGACUUGCAGAGUAUCACAACGCGUUGGAAGAGCCUGAACGAUAUUUGUAAGAACCGCAUUCAACUGUUGGAAGACUUAAAAGAUUUCCACGAUUCGCACGACAACUUGUCCAACUGGCUGGGAGCCAAAGAACGCAUGUUGAACGUUUUGGGGCCGAUAUCGUCCGACUCCAGAAUAGUGCAAAGCCAAGUUCAACAAUUGCAAGUGCUGAGAGAAGAAUUCCGUACACAACAACCGCAACUGACUCAUUUGACAACGGUCGGCGAGAGUAUACUCGGCCGAUUGCCAGACACUCAUUCACCUGAUGCUCAACGGUUUGCCAAUAAACUGGAAGCCAUCCGACAGAAAUGGGCUGAUUUACUCGGAAAACUAGAAGAGAGAGCGUCCAACUUGGGCGCAGCAGCUGACUCCACUAGAGAAUUCGACGCUGGCCUUGCUCGUUUAACUGGAGCACUACAAAAUAUUUCCGAUCAGCUUGAUGAUAUUUCUUACGACAAAGAACCGGAAGAGAGGCUAAGAAAGAUACAGAAUUUAGAGAGGCAAUUGGAAGGUCAAAGGCCGCUGUUAGCUGAUCUUGAAGAUGCCGGAAACCACUUGUGUGACGUGCUGGACGAUCCGGCUUGCAAAGCAGACAUACAAUCAAAACUGGCAGCCGUCAACAGACAGUACAACAACUUGCAAAAGAAACUGGACAACAAGAAAGCCGAGAUCGAAGGGUCGCUCAAGGACGGAAGACAAUUCGAAGCCGAUUGCGCUUUGACGCUCGGUUGGCUUUCAGACAACCUUGGAAGCCUGACCGAACGGCUGUUGAUAUCAGCCGACAGAGAUAUUUUACAACAACAGGUAGCUCAAUACGAACCCAUUUACAAAGAAGUGUUGCAUAAGGAACAUGAAAUCAUUAUGCUGUUGAACAAAGGUCGGGACAUGCUCUCUCGAUCUGGACAGCGCAGCGAAUCUCGAAAUUUGCAGCGAGACUUGGACAAGAUUCAACAGAACUGGGACAAACUACGUAAAGACGCCGUGGACCGUCACAACAGACUUCAGACAUGCAUGGAACACUGCAGGAAAUAUUACAGAGCACUAGAAGCUUUCACGCCGUGGCUGACACAAGCCGAAAACAAACUAGAACAAAUCAAACCCAGCAACUUCAACAAGAGAGAUGUGGACAAACAGCUUAGGGAAUUAUCCGCAUUUAGAAACGAAGUGUGGAAACACUCUGGCGAAUACGAAAACGUCAAGACUCUCGGAGAGACGUUCCUUGCCUCAUGCGAUGUGGACAAAGAGUUAGUGAAACAAGAGCUGUCUGCCAUUAAGAACCGCUGGGACAGGCUGAACAACGAACUGACCGAGAGAUCGCAAUGGCUAGAAGACGUGUCCAGGAAACUGGCCGACUUCUCGGAUAACCUCAGAGACUCUGAACACGCUUUGCAACGUUGUGAAGAUAAAUUGGCGUCGCACGAUUCCGUCGGAGGAGCGGCGCGCGAUCCAAAACUUUUGGAAAGGAUCAAGGCGUUGCGUGAGGACGCGAGGAAAUUGAGAGGUCCGUUGGUGAGUCUGAGGCAGACCGCCGGUGACUUGGCUUCCGAAGCCGCGCAAAUGGGCGUAGGCGAUUCGUUGAAACACCAGGACGAAGUGGACAGUCUUAUGGACAGACUAGACGAUUUGGAGGGCAAACUUGACGAUCGGUGCGCUCAGUUGCAGUCGGCAUCAACCGCGUUGGCUCAGUACGCCGACAAAGUAAAGACGCUUGGCAAGAACUUAAACGAUCUAGAAGCCGAAUUCGACGGCUUGAAACCACCCGGCAGAGAUAUCAAAACCGUUACCGGCCAGUUGGACGAAGUAGACAAAUUCAUAAAAAAAAUCGCCAGGGCCGGUGAAGACGUAACAGAAAUGCUAGAUUUCGGCCAACGUUUGGAAGAUUCCAGUUCGAUACGCGAUCAAGCCGAGUCGCUUACACGACAACUCAAUAGACUCGACGAGAGGGCAUCAAACAGACAGGCUGAUCUAGAAAACGUUCUGGAGAGACUUCACGCGUUCAAGAACAAGUACGACAACGUCCUACACGACAUUAGCCAUGCCACCGAUGAGUUUAGAAACCUGAAACCGAUCGGCUCGGACGUAGAAGCUAUUAAAUUCCAACAGAAAGAGUUCGCUACGUUCAGGAAAAACACCAUCGAACCGCUCGUGGCGUCUGUCGACGAAGUCAACGGUCUGGGCCAAAGAUUGGUGCAGUCCGCCGCGAGAGGCGUAAACACCAGCGUGUUGGAAAAAGACUUGGAAAAAAUGAACGACAAGUGGAAUGCGUUAAAAGAAAAAUUGAACGAGAGAGACAGACGUUUAGAUUACGGUCUCCUACAGUCGGGCAAAUUCCAAGAAGCUCUCGACGGAUUCGCUAAGUGGUUGGCCGAUACUGAAGAAUUAGUGUCUAACCAGAAACCUCCUUCAGCCGACUACAAGGUCGUGAAGGCACAACUACAAGAACAAAAAUUCUUAAAGAAGAUGUUGGCGGACCGACAGAACUCAAUGGGCUCCAUAUUCGACAUGGGCAACGAGGUAGCGGCUAAUGCAGACCCGAGGGAACGCAAAGAAAUCGAACAACAGUUAAAAGAUUUGUCUCAGCGUUUCAACAAUUUGGAUCGCGGAGCGACUAAGCGUAUGGAUGACUUGCAGAGAGCCAUGGUCGUAGCCAAGGAGUUUAUUGAAAAACUCAUGCCUCUCUUGGAAUGGUUGGACAAAAGCGAAAAGAAAAUCAAGGACAUGGAACUUGUGCCUACUGACGAAGAAAAAAUACAACAGAGAAUCAAAGAACAUAAUAAACUGCACAAUGAAAUUUUGGCCAAGAAUUCAGACUUCAAAGAUCUUACCGAUAUCGCCAGCACUCUGAUGGCUUUGGUCGGCGAAGACGAGGCUAUCGGUGUUGCAGACCGCAUCCAAGAAACUGCCGAUCGCUAUGCCACUCUGGUCAACACGUCCGAGAGAUUGGGACAGUUGCUGCAGGAUUCGCGUUCGGGUCUCCGUCACCUGGUGUUGACGUACCAAGACCUUCAGGCCUGGAUGGAAGGCAUGGAAAACCGAUUGGGCAGGUACAAAGUAUUGCCGGUGCACACUGACAAAUUGGCUCAACAAAUGGAAGACAUUGCCGACCUCUGCGAAGAAAUAUCCAACAAACAGUCCGACGUGGACGGAACCGUAGACUCGGGCAUGGAACUCAUGAAACACAUCACUAGCGACGAAGCCAUACAGCUCAAAGACAAACUGGACGUUUUGCAGAGGCGCUACAACGACUUGGUGGCGUCCGGUACAGACCUAUUGAAAAACGCCGAAGGCAUGUUGCCACUCGUCCAACAGUUCCACAACGCUCAUAAACGUUUGGGCGAUUGGAUGUUGUCCGCCGAAUCGCAGUUACAGAUGGCCGAACCUAAAGAGGAAGACAUUAAUAACUUGGAACUCGACAUUCAAGAGUUCCGUCCAGUUUUGGAAAGUAUCAAUCAAAUUGGACCACAACUAUGCCAGAUGUCACCUGGCGAAGGUGCUGCUACUAUCGAAGGAUUGGUGACCAGAGACAACAGGCGAUUUGACGCCAUCUGCGAACAAAUCCAGAGGAAAGCCGAACGCAUACAGCUGUCCAAACAAAGGUCGCUCGAAGUGAUAGGAGAUAUGGACGAUCUCCUCGAUUGGUUCCGUGAGGUAGAAAAUCAAUUAAGAGAAGCGGAACCACCGAGCAGUGAGGUGGAUAUCAUUCGUGUACAACUCAAAGAGCACAAAGCUCUCAACGACGACAUCUCGAGCCAGAAGGGCCGAGGUAGAGACGUAUUGUCCAUGGCCAAAAAAGUUCUCAGGGAAGUAACGCAGAACAACGAUGCUAGUGUAAUGCGAGAAAAGAUGGAAGACUUGCGUGAAGUAAUGGAAACAGUAUCGUCGCUGAGUGCCGAACGAUUGAGCGUGCUCGAACAGGCAUUACCGCUCGCUCUACACUUCCAAGAAUCGCACUUCGAUUUGUCACGUUGGUUGGACGAAAUGGAAAGACAAAUGCAGAUGUUGGCCAUGCCGGCCUUGAGACCAGAAUUGAUUGCACAGCAACAGGACAAGAAUGAACAAUUUAUACAAUCCAUAUCCGAACAUAAGCCACUCGUAGACAAGUUGAAUAAAACAGGAGAAGCACUGAUCCGGUUAUGCAAUGAAGACGAAGGAAUGAAAAUUCAGGACAUUUUAGACAGCGACAACAGCAGAUACAAUGCGUUAAGAGCUGAACUCAGACAGAGGCAGCAGGCUUUGGAGAAAGCAUUACAGGAGACAAGCCAGUUUAGCGAUAAACUGGAAGGCAUGCUGAGGGCCUUGCAGAACACAGCUGAACAAGUAUCUGGUGCUGAACCCAUAUCGGCUCAUCCGCCCAAAAUCCGUGACCAACAAGACGAGAACGACGCGGUUGUCGAGGACCUUCACAAGCGCGCUGACGCAUUCCAGGCUGUGAAAAAAGCAGCAAAUGACGUCAUCAACAAAGCGCCCAACUCUUCAGAUCCAGCCGUCAAGGACAUCAAACGCAAAUUGGAUCGUCUCAACAGCCUGUGGAAUGAGGUGCAAGAAGCUACUAACGACCGAGGUCGAAGCCUGGAAGAGGCCUUAAUAUUGGCAGAAAGAUUCUGGGAAGAAUUACAAAACGUUAUGGCCACCCUGAAGAACAUCCAAGAUUCACUGUUGUCCCAGGAGGCGCCUGCCGUCGAACCAGCUAUGUUGAAAAAACAAAAAGCCGUGUUGAAAGAAAUUAAAGCGGAAAUCGACCAGACCAAACCUGAAGUAGAACAGUGUCGUGCCAGUGGUCAAAAGUUGAUGAAAGUCUGUGGCGAACCUGACAAACCAGAAGUGAAGAAGCACAUCGAAGAUUUGGACAAUGCGUGGGAAACUGUAACUGCAUUGUUCGCCAAGUGCGAAGAAAACUUAAUAAAAGCCAUGGAUAAAGCUAUGGAGUUCCACGAAACAUUACAAGAUUUGCUCAAAUUUUUGGACGGAGCUGAACGCAGGUUUGCCAACUUGGGACCUUUGGGUACAGACAUUCAAGCUGUUAAAAAACAAAUAGGCGAACUCAAAAACUUCAAGUCAGAUAUUGACCCACAAAUGGUGAAAGUGGAAGCUUUGAACAGACAAGCUCAGGAACUUACGGAAAGAACAUCGGCUGAACAAGCAGCAGCGCUUAAACAACCUUUGUCGGAAGUAAACCGAAGAUGGGAAAAUCUUCUCAAGGGUAUUGUCGAACGCCAACGUCAACUCGAAAACAGUCUGUUGCGUUUAGGACAGUUCCAUCAUGCUUUAGCAGAACUCCUCGCUUGGAUCGAUUCUACCAACAAAACUUUGGACAAAGACUUGAAGCCUGUAGCUGGCGAUUCACAGCUCCUUGAAGUCGAGCUGGCUAAACUCAAAGUUCUAGUAAACGACAUUCAGGCCCACCAGUCUAGCGUGGAUACACUUAAUGACGCUGGCCGCCAGUUAAUUGAGAGCAGCAAGGGUUCAGCUGAGGCCAACAGCACACAAGACAAACUCAAUUUGCUCAACAAAAGUUGGAGAGACCUUUUGCAAAAGGCGGCUGAUCGUCAAUUAGAAUUGGAAGAUGCCCUCUCAGAUGCUCAACGAUUCGCUGCAGAAAUACAAGAUCUGCUAUCUUGGCUUGGAGAAGUUGACGGCAUUAUUGCCACAUCCAAGCCCGUUGGUGGUUUACCCGAAACGGCUAGUGAACAACUGGAACGGUUUAUGGAAGUGUACAAUGAGUUGGAAGCCAAUAGACCUAAAGUAGAAACAGUUUUGGCUCAAGGACAAGAGUAUCUGAAGAAAUCACCUGGCUCUGGUAAUUUGGCACAGAACUUGAAAACAUUGAAACAACGAUGGGAAAGCGUUACGGCUAGAGCAAACGAUAAAAAGAUCAAACUAGAAAUUGCUCUUAAAGAAGCCACCGAGUUCCACAAUGCUUUACAAGCCUUUAUCGAUUGGUUGACCGACGCUGAGAAAACUCUGUCUAACCUAAAACCUGUGUCCCGUAUUCUACCAACAAUAUUAUCUCAGAUUGAAGACCACAAGGCGUUCCAAAAGGAUGUUAGCUCUCACAGGGAAGUUAUGCUUCAUUUAGACAAAAAGGGGACGCACUUGAAGUAUUUCUCGCAAAAACAAGACGUCAUCCUUAUCAAAAACUUGUUGAUUAGUGUUCAGCAUCGUUUUGAGCGUGUCGUUUCCAAGAGUGCAGAGAGGACCCGAGCGCUCGAUCAUGGUUACAAAGAGGCUCGUGAGUUCCACGAAGCUUGGUCCGGCCUAAUGGAUUGGUUGAGCAACACAGAAAAGAACUUGGACGAAUUAGCCCAGGACGCCACUGUCGGUAAUGAUCCUGACCGCAUCAAGCAACGUUUGGCCAAGCACAGGGAUGUACAGCGUGCAUUGAGCGCUAAACAAGCGACUUACGACUCCACCAUGAGAAUGGGAAAAGCGUUAAAGGAAAAAGCCCCGAAGAGUGACGAACAACCGUUGAACAAAAUGAUCAACGAGUUGAAGGAAAAAUGGAAUUUGGUGUGCACCAAGACAGUAGACCGACAGAGGAAAUUGGAAGAGGCCCUAUUGUACUGCGGACAGUUUAAGGACGCCAUGGAAGCGCUCUUGGAUUGGUUGCGAAAGGCUGAAAAGAGGUUAAUCGAUGAUGGACCGGUGCACGGAGACUUGGACACCGUCAUGGCUCUAGUCGAACAGCACAAGGCGUUUGAAGAGUCAUUGUCUAAACGUCACGACCAAAUGAGAACUGUGAAGCAAACUGGCAAAGACCUGAUGUCCAAGGCCAGUCCCAGCGACCGCGCCAUUAUCCAAUCUCAGUUAGACGAUUUGGAAAAUCAAUGGAGCCGAACGAGUAAAUUAUGUGACAAGCGAACAGAAAAACUAGAAGACGCGUUAAGACAAGCUGAACAGCUGCACAAAUCUGUGCACUUGCUGUUGGAGUGGUUGUCCGACGCCGAAAUGAAACUUAGGUUUAUCGGACCAUUGCCGGAUAACGAGCAAGAAACUAGGCAACAGUUGAACGACCACAGGAAGUUCAUGGAAGAAAUGACCGACAAGCAACACGAAAAAGACUCUACGGUUAAUUUGGCGCAGAAAAUCUUGGAAAAAGCUCAUCCCGACGCUAUCAAUGUGAUAAAGCAUUGGAUUACUAUAAUUCAGUCCAGAUGGGAAGAAGUUUGGACUUGGGCUAAACAGCGUGAACAAAAACUCAUGGACCACUUGCAGUCACUUCAAGAUUUGGACUCCCUGUUGGAGGAACUAUUCGCCUGGUUGACCAAAUUGGAAAAUCGACUAUUGGAUUUGGAAUCUGAAUCUUUGCCCGACAGUAUUGAAGUGACCGAGAAGCUGAUCGAAGAACACCGUGAAUUUAUGGAAAACACUGCCAAGAGACAAUCUGAAGUAGACGCUGUAUGCAAAGCCAAGCAACCGGCCGCUCCGGCUGGCAGAAAACCAUCAGCUAUUAAGAAAACGUCAGCAGUCAGUCGUGAAGACUUAGCUGGCAGUGUACAUGAUUUAUCCGAUCACCGCAAAAACAGUCGAGCAAGUCCAGUGAUCAAAGACAAACCCGCUGACCAGUUGCCGCAUAUCGGACCCAGAUUCCCAGCUAAAGGAAGCAAAGUGGAAGAGCCGUUGUUGCGCAAUGCCCGUUGCCGACAACUGUGGGACAAAUGGCAUAAUGUGUGGCUGAUGGCUUGGGAACGGCAACGUCGUCUACAGGAACAUCUCAACUACUUAAGGGAAGUGGAAAAAGUCAGAAACUUCUCGUGGGACCAAUGGAGGAAACGCUUCUUAAAAUUCAUGAACCACAAGAAGUCGCGUCUCACAGAUCUGUUCAGGAAGAUGGACAAAAACAAUGACGGACUGAUACCAAGAGACGACUUUAUCGACGGCAUAAUGAAAACAAAAUUUGACACGAGCAAGCUGGAAAUGAACGCCGUGGCCGACAUGUUCGAUCACGACGGGCUUGGCCUGAUCGACUGGAAGGAGUUUAUAGCGGCCCUGCGACCCGACUGGGAAGAGAAGAAGCCUGCCGAUGUAGAAGCCGAGAAGAUCCACGACGAAGUAAAACGUCUUGUGAUGUUGUGUACUUGCCGGCAGAAGUUCCGGGUGUUCCAAGUGGGAGAAGGAAGAUACAGGUUUGGAGACAGUCAGAAGCUCCGGCUGGUGCGUAUCCUGCGAUCCACCGUCAUGGUGCGUGUGGGCGGAGGAUGGGUAGCCCUCGACGAAUUCUUGGUCAAGAAUGACCCGUGCAGAGUCGAAAUGAUGCCAAUGCCCAACCCGUUUGUGCCUGAUCAACACGAACCGUGGUGUCCUUACAGCGUGAUUCAAUUGAACUCCAAAGGACGCACAAACAUCGAACUCCGCGAGCAGUUCAUUUUGGCCGACGGCGUGUCACAGAGCAUGUCCGCGUUCAAACCCAAACACAACGUCCAACAGCAACCGAGGUCCGGAUCCACGGCCGGGCCCAUCACCAAGGUACGAGAGAGGAGCGCCAGAAGCGUGCCAAUGGGCAAGACGGGCGUCAACAGGACGGCCGGCACUCCGGAUUCGCUUAGCGAUAACGAGUCGUCGCCAUACUCCAGGACGCCCGCCAGGAAGGGAUCCACGCCGGUAACCAGGAAGUCCAGCGUCGGCGGGAUGACCAGCAGUCUGCCGGCCAGUCGACCGGCAAGCAGGCCGCAGAGUCGUCAAGGAAGCAAGCCGCCCAGUAGACACGGAUCCAACCUGUCACUGGACAGCACUGAUUCGAAUACGCCAAGCCGCAUCCCCAGACUGACGCCAGGCAAAACAUCAACGUCUUCACGCAAGGCCAACGGACAAGUGGUCAGCGGCAGAGUGCGUUCACCGUCAGCGGUCGCCAACCAGUCUAACGCGUCGUCCACCAGGUCAUCCCUCUCGAUGCACAGGUCGUCGAGUAUACCCACGUUGGCUAACUCCAGUUCUAGCCGAAGCCAAGGUUCCAAAAUACCCGUUCUCUUGGGACAGCCGGCGUCGCGCGACUCCACAAUGCCCAUGGUGUCGCCCAUGUCUUCGACACCGUCUUCCGGGUUGCAAUCGCCAUUGGCCACGCCAACGUCGACAAGCCUGUCCCGUAAACCGUCUAACGCGUCUGAAACGAAAAGAAGGAACUCCAAGCCGGAUUCAAGAGAACCCUUCCGACUGUAACCAUCUGAUAACGUUGAACUUAACCCAAUAAUAAAUAAUUCUUUUUUUUUUUAUUAUUAUUAUUAUAUAAUCAAACCAAUGAUUAAUCUCUUAAUUAAUCCUGUCUAGUUAUUAAAUUAAGUUUAAAAAUAAAGUAUUAUUUUUUUAAUUUAUAUAUAAUAUAUCUAUAUAUAUAAAUAUGUACAAUUUUCAAAUUUUGUAUUUUUCUUUUAUACCAUUAUGUUUUUUCGUUUUUUUUUUUUUAAUCGGUAUUCAAUGUUGAAAUGUGAUUCCAUCCCGUAUACAUAUUAUAUAAUGUUUAAAAGUAUGUAUAAAACAUGUUUAGAUUCGAGUGCCAUUCGCAAUUAAAAAGUAUUUAAAAAAAAAAGUUGAUGCAAUUUAAUAUUAUGUAAUAGUAAUUUGUUAUUUAUCGUAUUUUUUUAUUAUUAUUAUAAUUAUUAUUUAUUAAUUGUAAAUAGCUUCCAAUGGUUAAUGAAAAUCACCACAUCUACUAUUUACAAGUGCCAAUAUUGUAUCAUUUCAUUUUUGUUUUUCCAAUAUAUAUUUUUAUGUAACAUGUAAUUUAAAUUUAACAUAAAAUAAGUAAAUGAACACCAUUGUGGACACUUAUUGUAACUUUGAAAAUUAACCAAUCGUAACAAUAGAUGAUUAUUUUUUAACUAUAUUUAUAAUAUUUAAUUGUUUUUCCCACUGUGGAUUUAAAAUAAACUGUGCAAUUGUUUAA
Adelges cooleyi (spruce gall adelgid) is the source of this 18200-nucleotide messenger RNA. It is a transcript of the gene shot, whose product is annotated as microtubule-actin cross-linking factor 1. NCBI's taxonomy places the organism in Eukaryota, Metazoa, Arthropoda, Insecta, Hemiptera, Adelgidae. Gene Ontology annotation, cellular component: cytoskeleton; membrane; cytoplasm. The record is from RefSeq and is a predicted model, not a curated record. The transcript is spliced from 50 exons. Bases 479 to 17476 code for a protein of 5665 amino acids. Gene Ontology annotation, biological process: intermediate filament cytoskeleton organization; wound healing. Gene Ontology annotation, molecular function: calcium ion binding; structural molecule activity; microtubule binding.